Cornus florida is the source of this 1243-nucleotide messenger RNA. Its product is annotated as VQ motif-containing protein 11-like. The record is from RefSeq and is a predicted model, not a curated record. Bases 144 to 737 code for a protein of 197 amino acids. Lineage: Eukaryota; Viridiplantae; Streptophyta; Magnoliopsida; Cornales; Cornaceae. The transcript has a single exon.
ACAUUUACAACACUCGAUGCCCCAUAAAGAAGUGUGAGCGGGAAUCUAACACUUUCUCUCUCUAAAAGCCGAAAUAAAACCCCCACAUUUUAUGCCUCUCUUCCCGCUUUCGUUUUCAGUCUCUGUUCACUCCAAUCUCUUUCAUGGCUUCUUCUUCUAACCCUAACACCCACAACAAAAUGCUCUCACCGUCAACCUCCAGACCUUACGACCCGACCUCGACACCCAACACCACCUUCGUCCAAGCCGAUCCGUCAACCUUCCGGGACGUGGUCCAGAGACUCACCGGAGCCACCCAUGACCCGUCAGCCCACAAACUCCCCGUCACAUCCCCAGCACGCUUCGCCGGGAAAACCACCUCCGGCGAGAUGGGUCCCCGGAGACCGGCGUUCAAGCUUCACGAACGGAGGCAGAGCGCGAGAAAACUCGAGAUCCAGCUCAACAACGGUGCCGGGUCAUUCGGUUUGGGUAGUGACUCGUGUCCUAGUACUAGGCAAAGGAGCUUUCUAGGGUUUGGUGGUGAGAUGUUAAUGGUGUCACCUGUGUCACCUCUGGAUCUGUUUAUGCGCGGGAGUCCAAGAACGCCUAGGUCACCCUCGGAGGAAGAAGACAGAGCCAUUGCAGAGAAGGGUUUUUACUUGCACCCGAGUCCACUCAGCACGCCCAGAGGAUCCGAACCCGAAUUACUCCCUCUGUUUCCUCUUCACUCACCAAGAGAUGAUUCAUCCUCUUCCUAAAUCUUGCUCACCUACCAAUAACAUAAUAUAUAUAUAUAUAUACACUGCUAUGGGUAUUUUUUUGUUUUUAAUUUUAUGUGUUGUGUUUUCAUGGGUAUCAAACAUGUUGAUGUGUUUGUGAAGAAGUAUGAAAUCGGAGGAAUGUUGUAGAAUGUUUUACACGCGCUCUAACUGCGCGUGGCUUAGUACAGUUCACAUUAUUCUGUUAUAUACCCAAAAUGCCCUGGAAGUUCUUACAUGCGAAAAACAAAAGGAAUGCAGUGCUACAUAUUUGUGGUGUUUUAUUUCAUAGAUGAACCUAGUUAAGUAGAGUUCGAGGCUGGUUAGUUGCUCUGACAGAUUUUUACAUUGUUUCGGUGGAUUACAAUUUGAUAUGUAAAUAAAAUGUGUUAGUUUUAUUUAUUUGUUUGUUUAUGUUUAUUUUUUUACAAGACAAGUUGUGAUCGACGGUAUUACGUAAUUUUUGUUAAACAACAGAAAUGCAGUGUGCAUAUUAGUGCUGUUUA